CAGACAGAGAAGGCGGCGGCGGCGGCGGCGGCGGCGGCUCGGGCGGCGGCCGCGGGGGACAAAGGCGGGCGAUCGCGGGGAGGGGGCGGGGCGCGGCCAGCCAGGCCCGGGGGCUCCGCAUGCUGCAGCUGCCCCCGGGUGCCCCCGCCGCCGCCCACGCCGCGGAACCGCGCGGAGCCGACCCCACGAGCUAACCCCGAGCCGGCGGCCCGGAGCCAGCCGGCGGGCGUCCCGGAGGCGGCGGCGCAGGGAGGGACCCCACGCGCGCACGUGGCCCCGGCGGCCGCCAUGGCGGACAGCGGCCCCGCAGGGGGCGCGGCGCUGGCGGCCCCGGCCCCCGGGCCGGGCGGUGGCGGCGCAGGGCCCCGCGUCUACUUCCAGAGCCCCCCCGGGGCAGCGGGCGAGGGCCCGGGCGGCGCGGACGACGACGGCCCGGUGAGGCGCCAGGGGAAGGUCACGGUCAAGUACGACCGCAAGGAGCUGAGGAAGCGCCUCAACCUGGAGGAGUGGAUCCUGGAGCAGCUCACCCGCCUCUACGACUGCCAGGAAGAGGAGAUCCCGGAGCUGGAGAUAGACGUGGACGAGCUUCUGGACAUGGAGGGUGACGACACGCGGGCUGCCAGGGUCAAGGAGCUGCUGGUUGACUGUUACAAACCCACUGAGGCCUUCAUCUCUGGCCUGCUGGACAAGAUCCGGGGCAUGCAGAAACUGAGCACACCCCAGAAGAAGUGAGGGGCCCCGACCCAGGUGACCGGUGGCUCCCACAGGACAAUCGCUGCCCCCCCAACCUCGUAGCAACAGCAAUACUGGGGAGCCCUGCGGCCAGGCCUGGUGCCACUGAACGGGGCUCCCCGUGCCCCUGAUUCAGGGGCCCCUUCCCCGCCCCUCAGUUUUACACUUUUGGGGUUUUUUAUUGUUAUUAAACUGAUGGGACUUUU
Erinaceus europaeus (western European hedgehog) is the source of this 938-nucleotide messenger RNA. It is a transcript of the gene PPP1R14B, whose product is annotated as protein phosphatase 1 regulatory inhibitor subunit 14B. The coding region runs from base 289 to 732 and encodes 147 amino acids. NCBI's taxonomy places the organism in Eukaryota, Metazoa, Chordata, Mammalia, Eulipotyphla, Erinaceidae. Gene Ontology annotation, biological process: innate immune response; regulation of phosphorylation. Gene Ontology annotation, cellular component: cytoplasm. Gene Ontology annotation, molecular function: protein serine/threonine phosphatase inhibitor activity. The transcript has 4 exons. The record is from RefSeq and is a predicted model, not a curated record.